UCAAUUUUUCCUUUGACUUGGUUCCUAUUAAAACAGAAAAUUUGAUAUAACACUUAAACUAGAAUAUCUGAUCCAUGCUGCCUAUAUAAAUGCUAGUCUAUUUGCAUCAUUCCAAAGCAAAAUACAUUAAGAGCAUUCUUAUCCCUUCACUUUGAAAUGGCCAUUACCAACACUUCUCUCACUGUCACAAACUGGUUUUCUGAAAUGGUAGAAACAGUAGCUGCAAGUUUUAAGCAUGGUUCUGCAGUUGGGCUAUUCAUGAAGGCUUUGGAGAGAGUUCUUUUUGCCUUAUUUACUUGCAUUCUGGCACUUGGAGGGUCAAUAGUGGGAACAAUUGCAGGAGGUAUAAAAGGGCAGACCACAGAGACUGGUUUUCUUGAUGGUGCUGGCAAAGGAGCAAUCACAGGAGCAAUUGCAGCACUGGAAUUGAUAAAUUUUGACUAUGUUGAUGAGCCAUUGUCCAAGUUUGCCCUGUUGAGAAGUUUAUUCAAUGGGAAAGUCUUUAUGGAAUGGAUAUGUCCAGCUGUGGCAAAACUCUAUCAGCUGCAUGUAACAAUUAACACACUGGAAACAAUUUACCAAGAAGUAUCAGACAUUUAUGAUAUGAGGGGAGCAAGAGGGGUAAACCAGAAUGUGAUUAUGAAGAUUCCUUUUCAGCCAUUCAACUCUGUAAAAAUGUCCAAGUUAUACAACAUGUCUUGCUGCUCAAUUUGCUUCCAGGAUUUUGAGGAUGGAGAAUUGGUGAGGGUGCUUCCAAAAUGUGGCCACCUUUUUCACCUAGAAUGCAUAGACAAGUGGCUAGUCCAACAAGGAUCAUGCCCAAUGUGCAGAACUUAUGUUCCAGACCACAUUCUUCAAUAACAAGUGUUUCAGUUGUAAAGUAGGUUGAGUACCUUAAUUACAAGAGAAAAAGUAGGUUGAGCUUCAGUCAUGAAGUGUUAACUUUGUAUAUAAAUCUUUUAAAGUUAUUGACAAAUUAGUACAUGCUAAUUAUGAUCUCUUUUAUUUUAUUUUUA
Messenger RNA from Vigna unguiculata (cowpea), 1016 nucleotides. RefSeq names its product NEP1-interacting protein 1-like. The record is from RefSeq and is a predicted model, not a curated record. Lineage: Eukaryota; Viridiplantae; Streptophyta; Magnoliopsida; Fabales; Fabaceae.